Ylistrum balloti is the source of this 2046-nucleotide messenger RNA. RefSeq names its product retinol dehydrogenase 12-like. The transcript is spliced from 6 exons. NCBI's taxonomy places the organism in Eukaryota, Metazoa, Mollusca, Bivalvia, Pectinida, Pectinidae. The record is from RefSeq and is a predicted model, not a curated record. The coding region runs from base 26 to 1051 and encodes 341 amino acids.
UAGACCUGUCAGGAACAAUAAAACUAUGUUGUUCUUUGGAAAUGAAGAAGUCAGUGAUCGCAUGUAUUAUAUCGGUUAUCCUCUCAUAUUUUCUGGGAUAUACUUACUUAUAGUAAUGUUCGUUAUCAAAUUGCUAUGGGGAACAACUCGUUACUGCAGGAGUACAUCUCGCCUGUUUGGCAAGACAGUGAUUAUCACAGGUGGAAAUGCGGGUAUAGGGAAGGAGACAGCACUCGAUUUGGCCAGGAGGGGUGCUCGGGUUAUACUCGCCUGUCGAAACCUUAACAAGGCUAAACUAGCUGCACAAGAAAUCAAAGAUCAAACAGGAAACUACAAUGUGGAUUAUCAGUAUUUAGAUCUGUCUGAUCUAACUUCUGUUCGAAAAUUUGCAGAGCAUAUAAAUGGAUCAGAACCAAGACUAGAUAUCCUUAUCAAUAAUGCUGGAAUUGCUUCCGAGUCAGAAAAUGGGCUGUCUUUAACUAGUCAGAGGUUUGACCUCAUUUUUGGAACCAAUUAUGUAGGUCAUUUUCUACUAACCUACCUACUGUUGGAUCUGCUGAAGAUAUCUUCCUCAGCACGCAUUAUAAAUGUCAGCUCUUUCAUGCAUAAAAUGCAUUGGACACCUCUCAACUUUGAUGCUGGGCCCAACAGGGAGGGAAUGCGGUACCCUAACUUGUGUCAAUACAGAUGUAGUAAGCUGGCUAACAUCAUGCAUGCCCGAGAAUUGGCAAAAAGAUUGGCUGGUACUGGUGUGACAGCUAACUCUCUCCAUCCAGGUGUUAUCAACUCAGAGAUCUGGGUUCCCAUGAAAUCAAAAUGGUCAUGUCUUGUGUUUUUCUUAUGGAAAUUUGUACUAAGGUACUUGUGUUUAGACAAUAGAGGUGGCGCUCAAACCAGUAUAUUCCUGGCAGUAGAUGAGGGUGUUAUGUCAAUAUCAGGAAAAUACUUCUCUAGGAGUGUUGUUUGUGGUGAAAACAAGUUGGCGAGGGAUGACGCAGCAUGUGAACGCCUUUGGAAUGCAAGUCUAGAUAUGUGUGGUCUAUCACAAUGAUGUAUUCAUAUGUGUUUAGUUUAAUAAGAAUUAAGUGAACCUUUGUGAAGAAACAUUUUAUUUUAAUCUUUAAAAAAAGUCCUCUUUUAAAUUAGUCUUUAUUAUAUACAUGCAUGCAUGUAAGAUGUUAUUCAGGUGGAUCUUCACAUAUUGUUUAAUUUAUAUAGAUGUCAUUAAUUAUAUUUUUUAGUUUUCACCAGAUAUAUAAGCUGUAAAUUUUACUAUAUCUGUAUCCCCAUUCAUAAAAGUAUCUGGAUACUUUUUCUGACCAUCAUAAAAGUAUCCCCCCCCUUCUAAAAUAUUUUAUUUUCCCUCAACAUCUUUUUUCAUUAACAUCAUACAAGGUUAAUUGGAGGAAGACAACUACAAAACUAGUUAUAAGUAGCUGUACAGAUGCCAUGGUGACUUAAGUAGGUAAUUAGUUAAUUGACCAUGGUCAAGUAGUACAUGUAUUGCAUAACAGGAGAGCAGGGACCACACCUGCCAGUGAGUAGACCUGCUGGGUACAGGUAAAUUUACCUGUGUUUCAGUCUAUCACACUGUACAUAAAGACAGUGCUGAACCAAUCUUCUCUAUAAGGAUUAUCAUUUUGUAUCUAAAAUUAUCAUACAUGUAUAUAUAUAUAUAUAGGGUAUACAUAUAUGAUGGUCAUCACAAAAGUAUCUAGGGGAGGUAUAUAUUUAACAAUAUACAGCAAUGACAGGUAUCAAGAGAUAAACACAAUCAUGGUGUUAGAAUUGGCACUGAGCUUUAAUUUGGAAAUAUUUGAAAUAUCCAAUCUAGAGGCUUGUAUGACAUUGCUGGGCUUUCUGAUCCAGGUGAGUGAUACAGGCCCUGUGUGCCUCUUGUUUUUGAACACAUUCUAUAAAGCCUGGUGCUUUCUACUACAUGUGGCAUUAGAUAUGAAAUUUAUGAUACAGAGUGACUAUUUUUUUUUUCUUUCUGUUUUGUAUUUUAAUGAGCCAAGGACUGAUUCCUGUGAAUUUAUGUUGAGC